Fomitopsis serialis is the source of this 498-nucleotide messenger RNA. RefSeq lists its product as uncharacterized. The record is from RefSeq and is a predicted model, not a curated record. The transcript has 6 exons. Lineage: Eukaryota; Fungi; Basidiomycota; Agaricomycetes; Polyporales; Fomitopsidaceae. The coding region runs from base 1 to 498 and encodes 165 amino acids.
AUGAUAACACAGGACAGCUCAGCUGCAGCUGGGCAAGAACAAUGGUACAACCACACAUGUCAUUGGGUAAAGGCUGUAUGGCAAUAUUGGCAUAGCUAUCAAGGAUCAACAAAGUUUUCUGGAAAAGAAUGCCCUUACAAUAUCACUUUUGGUCUGGUAAAGCAUAGAAUUGAGUGUCACAGACUAGUAUAUAUCAAUGCAUUUGCUGAGUUCCAAAUUUCAGACUCCCAGACAACACAACUUGCACUAACACACCCAAACUUGCUGGGGAGAGGGCCAUGGCUGGCAGUACAAUCCCAUUGGUUUAGACACAUUGAGUGCUCCAUCAUGAGCAAUAUUACAAUUGAGCAAGAAACUGUCUGUGAAGAGCACAUACUUACACUGAGACUUGCACAUGGAAUCAUUAUUGCAUUUGCUCAGUAUUCCAGUAAUGCCUACUCAAUGGUCAUGGUAUCCAGGCAUAAAUCCCAUGAACACAAAGGUUUUCAACCUUUGUGA